UCCGGUUCCACAAUCGGAAGCGUCCUUUGGCCUCACCCAGGUGACCCCCGAGGACAGUGUGAGCGCUUGCGCGCAGGAAAGGCGGCUCAGCCGACAUCGGGGCCACUUCCGCUUCCCAGAGGUCUCCGCGCGGGGAGCCUCACUCCUAGAUGGCCCAGCCGCGGGCCGGCGCCGGCCUGAUGUCUCCUGAUUGCAUCCAAGCAGGGAGCCUGGAGGAGGAUGGAACAUCCAUCAGGAUCCUGUUGGGUCUAGGAGAGAGCCAACAUUUCCCUCUUUCAUCUUUGGACUAUGUAAGCUUGUGGCCUCUGGGCCAGCACGGCUGUUUGGUGUUGCAGGAGGCAGUGACCUUCAGGGAUGUGGCCUUGGACUUCACCUGGGACGAGUGGGGACACCUGAGCGACGCUCAGAGGGAGCUCUACAGGGAAGUGAUGCUGGAGAACUACAGGAACCUGGUCUCCCUGGGGCUUCCUGGUCCCAAGCCAGACCUCAUCUCCUGGUUGGAGGGAGAGCAAGAGUCACAUACGUGGGAUUCGUUGGGAUAUGCUGCUGGGAGCCCCUCCUUGUCUGAAGGGGACCGUCCCAGGGGUCAGUUGGGAGCCAGUGAAUGGAGCAGCCCAGCUGGUCUCUUCUGUGUGGCCAUCUUGGAAGCCCUGGAGGGUGCAGCUUGGGAAACUAACCUCAAGGACCAGGAGUCAUCUGAAAGGCAAAGUGUGGGACCAGAAGAGACGUCAGUGGAAGGAGUCCCUGGCCACGUUCUCAGGAACAAAGCCUUUGUGGGAGGUCCCAUCCGAGAGAUUACGGUAUGGCAACAAUUGCAAAAUCUGGCAGGAGAGAUCCCCAAGAAGCUCCUUUCCCAGCAAAGCGAUCUGAGGCAAUUGAUUCUGGACCCGAAAACUCUUAUCGAGCAAAGAGACUGUGACCAAGGUGACAUAGGCCAAGAAAUCCACAGGAGCCUGUGUAGGCCCAAGGUGUCAAGCAGUGAGAAUGAAGUUGAGGAUCUUCCAGGCCUGAUUCAACCCCCAAGUCUGUGUAAGAUUGAGAAACCCUGGAAUUGUGAGGAGUUUGAAAAGACUUGCAGCCAGAAUGCAGGGAUGAUUCCCCGGCAGAGAAUUCACCUGAGAGGGAGAACUGAGAAAUCGAAGCAGUGUGGGAAAAACUUCCAGGAAAUCUCUCACCUUAAAGAAGGCCAGAGAGUUCAGACUAGAGAGAAACCUUACAUAUGUAAGUACUGUGGAAAGUCUUUUGCCCAAUAUUCUUACUUUAUUAAUCAUGAAAGGACGCAUAAUCGAGACCGACCAUAUGAAUGUAAGGAAUGUGGGAAAACCUUCAACUGGAACUCAUACCUCAUUGGCCACCAGAGAAUUCACACUGGAGAGAAGCCUUAUGAAUGUAAGGGCUGUGGAAAAGCCUUCAGCCAUAGCUCAGCCCUUAUCGCACACCAGAGAGUUCACACUGAAGAGAAACCCUAUCAGUGUAAAGACUGUGGGAAAGCCUUCAAAUGGAAGUCAGGUCUCAUUCAGCAUCAGCGAAUUCACACUGGAGAGAAACCAUAUCACUGUCAGGAAUGUGGGAAGACCUUUGGUCAGAGUUCAGCCCUUAUUGCUCAUCAGAGCAUUCACUCCGAAGAGAAAUUUUAUAAAUGUAGGGAAUGUGGCAAGGCCUUUAAUUGGAAGUCACCUCUCGUUCAACAUCAGAGAAUUCAUACUGGAGAAAAACCAUAUAAAUGUGGUGAAUGUGGCAAAGCCUUUAGUCAGAACUCAGCUCUUAUUGUACACAAAAGUUCCCAUACCGGAGAGAAACCUUAUGAGUGUAUGGAAUGUGGGAAAGCUUUCCACUGGAAUUCAUACCUCAUUCAACACCAGAGAAUUCACACAGGAGAGAAACCUUUUGAAUGUAAGGAAUGUGGGAGAGCUUUUAGCCAAAGCUCGGCCCUUACUGUACAUCAGAGAAUUCACACUGGAGAGAGACCUUAUCAAUGUAAGGAAUGUGGGAAGGCUUUCAGUCGGAGUUCAGCCCUUAUCGAACAUAGCAAAAUUCAUACCGGAGAGAAACCUUAUAAAUGUAAGGAGUGUGGAAAGUCCUUUAAUAGGAAGUCGCAUCUCGUUCGACAUCACAGGACGCAUAAUCGAGACCGACCAUAUGAAUGUAAGGAAUGUGGGAAGACCUUCAACUGGAACUCAUACCUCAUUGGCCACCAGAGAAUUCACACUGGAGAGAAGCCUUAUGAAUGUAAGAGCUGUGGAAAAGCCUUCAGCCAUAGCUCAGCCCUUAUUGCUCAUCAGAGAGUUCACACUGAGGAGAAACCCUAUAAAUGUAAAGAAUGUGGGAAAGCCUUCAAAUGGAAGUCAGGUCUCAUACAGCAUCAGAGAAUUCACACUGGGGAGAAGCCUUAUCAGUGUCAGGAUUGUGGGAAGGCUUUCAACUGGAAGACACCCCUCAUUCAGCAUCAGAGAAUUCACACCGGUGAAAAGCCUUAUAAAUGUGGUGAAUGCGGGAAGGCCUUCAGCCAAAACUCAGCUCUUAUUGUACAUAAGAAUAUUCAUACUGGAGAGAAACCGUUUCAGUGUAAGGAGUGUGGGAAGGCCUUUCACUUGAAUUCACAUCUCGUACAACAUCAGAGAAUUCAUACUGGAGAGAAACCCUAUGAAUGUAAGGAAUGUGGGAAAGCUUUCAGCCAAAGCUCCUCCCUCAUUAUCCAUCAGAGAAUGCACAGUGGGGAGAAACCUUAUCAGUGUAAGGAGUGUGGGAAAGCUUUCAGUAGGAGCUCAUCCCUUUUUGAACACCACAGGGUUCAUACUGGAGAGAGACCUUUUAAAUGUAAGGCAUGUGGGAAGGCUUUUAACAGAAAUUCCUAUCUCAUUCAGCAUCAGAAUUCUCACUGUACAGAGACCUUAGAAGCAUAAGGGAACAUGGACAGAGUGGUACAGUCCGAUGCCCGUGGCAGAUCCCAAUGAUACACUUGUCCCCACCAAUGUGUUGAAAUUGUACCAUGUUCUUGUCCCUUGGCGCUUCCCCUUCUCCCCUCCUCCCACCACGCACACACACACACCAAACAGCUGUGAUAAAGUAGGAGGAAGGGAAAUCGCAAAGAGGAGACUCGCAGUCACUUGCAGAUGGUUCCAUAAGUUACAGUAUACUGUCUCAUAAAUUAAUUGAGCCCACGGCCUAAGACAAUGUUGGGGGAAACAGCUAGAGCUUCCUGUAAGGACUCCUGGCCCCUGUUAUCUGCCUGUGUCUGUUAGCCUUGGAUGAGCCCCUGAUUCAAACCUUAAGACCAGCAGAACAUCAGCAAACAUUAAACUAAUGAACUAACCUAAAGUGGUGCUGAUGACUGAGAUGGUGUUAAUAUGCUAAUGAACCAAGACAGAGGUGAUGGGCCUAAGACUUGGUCCUUCCCCAUCACUGAAAUCUCCUAAAAUGAGAUCUCCUACACUUCUGCUUCCCACUAGCACUCUUCCACCUGCUGCUGGUCCAUGCUGUCCAAGGGUUCCCAUUUGCAGCCCACAAUCACAGACUGACCGUACCCUUCCACCUCCCCAUUGGGUUGCCCACCUCUCCCUCCUUCCCUCCCUCUCUCCAUCCCAUGCCUUCUGCCUCUGUGCCUUAUUAAAGUGUCUAAAGUGUUACUCCCUGCUUGCUGCCAUUGUGGUGGGUAGCCAAAGACCUCAACAUACCUGCCUCCUCCAGACCCCAAAUCCCUCCUCUUCCCUUUUUUGAGGAGCACCGGGGUUAUAGAGGACUCUUGUUACAGCUGCCCCUGUCAUGAACAAGUGAAAUAAGUGACUGAAGGCAGCAGAUGUGCCUCUGGUCUCAUUAUUAAGAGGAUAGUUCCUUUAUUUGGGUCAGAAUAAAUCUACAAAAAUUUCCUGUUGUUCCAUACACUUCCAUAAAUUGAUAAUUCAAGCAGCAUAAUUAUACCUCUAAGGGCCAACAAGAAAGAUAAAUAGCAAACUAUGUUGGUUCUGCGCUACAGACAUCCCUUCUGCUAAUAAGUGGCAAAUAGCAAAAGUGGGAAAUGACAUAUUGCUUUAAAAUUGCCCCUUAAUCACAAUUGCUUAACUUUUGUUUGUUUGUUUGUUUGUUUUUGGCAAGGCAAUUGGGGUGAAGUGACUUGCCCAGCAUCACACAUUAGUAAGUGUUAAAUGUCUGAGCCCAGAUUUGAACUCAGGGUGAGUCUUCUUGACUCCAGACACAGCACUAUGUCCACUGAGCCAUGCAUCUGCCAUGGGGCCCCUGUAACAGAUGGCAGGGGGAGGACUCUGCAACAUUCCCUUUCUUCUCUCACCCGAUGCCAUUAGGGAGAAGAAAUUAUCCUGACAGGAAGAGGCAAAGCACUGCCCAUCUGCCGCCUUCUAUAGAGUCCCCAAUCAUCUCUCUUAAAGGGGUUCUCAUUGCCCCCCCUGUCUAAUCUAGGACCAGUUCCAGCAUGUGUCCUCCUUCUUCAAGCAGUCUCCAUUACAGAUGAAUUUGCUGGGAGCAAGAUGAAGGAGAAGAGUCAAAGAAGAUUGAUAUUUCACACAGAUUUCUGAGCAGUGGAGGGAGCCAUCCACAAAAGUAGGGGAGUUGAGAAGAGAGACACAAUUGCUGGGGAAAUGGGCUCCACUUUGGACAGGCUGAUUUAGAGUGUCAGUAGG
Sarcophilus harrisii (Tasmanian devil) is the source of this 4634-nucleotide messenger RNA. RefSeq names its product zinc finger protein 420-like. Gene Ontology annotation, biological process: regulation of transcription by RNA polymerase II. The record is from RefSeq and is a predicted model, not a curated record. Gene Ontology annotation, molecular function: RNA polymerase II cis-regulatory region sequence-specific DNA binding; DNA-binding transcription activator activity, RNA polymerase II-specific. Gene Ontology annotation, cellular component: nucleus. NCBI's taxonomy places the organism in Eukaryota, Metazoa, Chordata, Mammalia, Dasyuromorphia, Dasyuridae. The transcript is spliced from 7 exons. The coding region runs from base 150 to 2903 and encodes 917 amino acids.